Mytilus trossulus (common blue mussel) is the source of this 598-nucleotide messenger RNA. RefSeq lists its product as uncharacterized. The transcript is spliced from 3 exons. Lineage: Eukaryota; Metazoa; Mollusca; Bivalvia; Mytilida; Mytilidae. Bases 8 to 580 code for a protein of 190 amino acids. The record is from RefSeq and is a predicted model, not a curated record.
UACAGGUAUGGCGAAACAACUUGUGUUCAGGAUAACGGCGAUUGUUUUCCUUCUAGCGGGACUUUUGUUUCUGUCAUCAGCAGAUAUGAGUAAGGUGUUAAACUGUGAUAUACAGUGUCCAACAAUCAACAUUCCUCGUAGAUGUCUUGCUGAGGAUUUUAUCGUUCUUGAUGGAACAAUGUGUAGAAGUUGUGAUAUUGACCUCUGUUUGAUCUUAGAAUGGCCACCAAAAGUCUCAGUUCCAUAUUGUACAAAUUCUAACUGCAAACACCAUCAUGUUCCAGAAAGAUGUAUGCUCAGGCGUUUCAAAAAAAUAAAUAUGUUAACUCUGUGUCGAGAUUGUGAUAUAGACGUCUGUAAAAGACCUCCUAAGACAAAUGUCAAUACAAAUACAACAAACGAAUUAAAAGUGAGACCAUUGUGUCCGAGACUUAGAUGUAAAUUGACUGGCAUUCCCAAUGAUUGUCUUAUGCCUUCUUACGAGAUUAUUAAUGGACAGAGAUGUAGAAGGUGUGACGAAGAUGUAUGCCGCCAUCCACCAUCAUUACGAAUUCCUUCAAAACGCCAUGUCCGCUAUUGAAUAAAUCUUUAGAAGUUA